AUGCUGAUGCAGUCAGACACGCCUGUCUCGAAGAGAAGAGAUGUCGAAGCUUGUGACACGUUGACAACGGCCGGUGAGGACGCGGACUCGAACGCGCUUCAAGUAGUUUUACAGGGGCGAGCUGCCGGCUAUACGUGGUCUGACCGUCGAACAGCGCUUGAUCGCCUCUGCGAAAGUCUGAAAACGACGACAGCACUGGCGUGGCUGUCUAGGUUUCCCGAGCUGUUCGCGGUGGAGGGCGCUGGGCGUCUCGGUGUGGCCCUGUGCCAGCACGCAGAGGAACUGCGUCCGUCUAUUGUGGCGAGUGCGUGUCGCCUUGUUCACCAGAUAGCGGCAUCCUUACAACAGUGCAUAGAGACCGUUGACAGCGGCCGUCGUUGUCAUGUUGAGGCAUGGGCUCGCACGUUCCACGCUCGUGUGCACCAGGGCGUCUACAGCGCGGUGACAGCGCACGUCACGAGCGCGACUGCAGUCGCACACGCCGCGUUGGAGGCGCUGAAUGAGCUGGCAGUGAAAGUGGAUGAAGAGCGUUGCUCCGUCGAGCGCGAUGAACACGAACAGCAACAGGUCCAACGAGCGGACGCUGGUGAAACGUCACCACAAGUAGAGGAGCUUCAGACGGACAUGACAGGCGCUAGCUGCAGUCACGCUCGUGCGACCAUGCUCUCGGGUGACAGGAAAAAAGCCACGAGUGAGGAAACGGAUGCAUCCGCAAAACUCAGCCCACAACUCGAGCUUGAAGCUGAUCUAGAGCAUUGGGCAGCGCCGCUGGCAGCCAAUGCUAGCAGCGUCCUCGACUAUUCCUUGUCCGUACGCAAGCAUAUCUCACUCGUUUCAAGGAACGAGAGGAACGCUUCCCUGGAUUGUCCCAGGACGGGUUCACCCGUAGGCUCGCACGAGAAUGCUCUGUCUACCACAAGUGCGGCUUCUGCAGACAAAGAGAAUACCGAGGCAGGCGGCACGCGAGACAACGGCAGCCGAACGGCGCUCGCCCUGCGCAGUGCACCACCAGCCGUGCACAGGCCUGAAACGGCAUCAAAUGCGCCACUGAAUAAGACCGAGGCCGACGCUGCGCUCGUUGAAAAGAACCGAGAACUGACUGCGAUUCUACAACAGUAUGAGGCGACUUUAGAAACGUUGAUUCAGAGCGAAACCGAGUCGCAGGCUUGCAGUGUUCGCACCAAACUCCUUAACCUGGACACGGAGAACAAUCAGUUGAAGGCUGAUCUGCUCACAUGUACGGAAGCUUUCGAACAGCUUCGUUCAAGGUAUCGAGAUUUGAAAGAAAAGCUUCAAGUCGCUCAGGAAAAUGAGCGACGAGCGACUGCCAUCGCCCAGACAGCCUCCGAAAGAAUGGACGAAAUGGAGCGAUACCUUCGGGAAUUCAAGCACCAUGCCGAACAGAAACUGACGCAGGCUUUUCAGCUGGUUAGCCAGAGCAAAAACGACGUGAUGACCAGGGACGCCACCAUUACGUCUUUGGAAAAGGCCCUUGAAGCCAAGCGUACGGAAUGCGCAGAGAAAGACGCCGCUAUCAGCGAAGCCAUGCACAUGUACCGUCGAGCGGAGAGCUCGCAAGAGCAACUGCAGGCGCGUAUCGUAGCUCUUGAAAACGAGAUGCAAGCGCUGCGCUCCAGGGCUCAAACUGCCGAAUCCGAACUGGAGGUGUUGCGUUCGGAACUCGCAGUCAGUGGGCCCAGUAACCUGCUAGGUGAUGCGAGUGCCCCGCUGGGACCCCAGCUGGAGGAACUCCGCUCCGCGCUGGCAGCUGCACGUUCCAGGGAAGAAACGCUCCAGCGCGAACUCAAAAGGCUCAAUAAUGAAAACCAGAGCCUCAAAGCGCGCACCUAUGAUCAUCUGCAGACCAUCGAGUCGCUCCGUGCUGAACUGCAGCGGCCAAAGCCAGUUCCAACCCCAGCCCUUGGCAUAGACGCUGCGGAGGUUGAGCGUUUGCGCGACGAGAACGAGGAGCUGCACCAGCUCUGUAACACCCUUCUGGAGAAACUAGAAGCGCUCGAAGCGAGAACUUCUGCAGCGCACUAG
Molecule: messenger RNA, 2043 nt
Organism: Cyanidioschyzon merolae strain 10D
Lineage: Eukaryota; Rhodophyta; Bangiophyceae; Cyanidiales; Cyanidiaceae
Exons: 1
Coding region: 1-2043 (680 amino acids)
Source: RefSeq, a predicted model, not a curated record